AUGUCUCAAGCGCCAUUAGAGGAACAGAAAAGAGCCGUGGCAGCAUCGGCUGCCGCGCAGCAAUCUGACAACGUUGCGCACGCUUUGGCAGGUGCAGGAGGAGGCAUCCUGUCAAUGGUUCUCACUUAUCCUCUUAUAACACUCUCUACCCGCGCGCAAGUCGAAUCGAAGCGCGCUCAGUCCUCAACCCUAGAUGCCGUGCGACAUAUCAUCCAGCGCGAAGGAAUCAGCGGACUCUACGCCGGCCUGAACUCAGCUCUGUUCGGAAUUAGUGUGACAAACUUCGUAUACUAUUACUGGUACGAAUGGACUCGUGCAGCUUUCGAGAAAGCCGCAGAGAAGGCUGGCCGUGCCUCGAAAAAGCUCACUACCGUUGAAUCCAUCAUCGCAGGCGCUAUUGCCGGCAGCGCAACGGUGCUCCUCACAAACCCGAUUUGGGUCGUCAAUACCCGGAUGACGGCCCGUCGGAACAGCGCGGACGAGCAGGAACUACCCGGUGGUGAGAAAUCGAAGAAGUCUAAAUCUACGAUUCAGACUCUUUUGGAUCUGCUCAGGAAUGAGGGGCCUAGUGCCUUGUUCUCUGGCGUGCUUCCAGCAUUGGUUCUGGUGAUCAAUCCAAUUCUUCAAUAUACUAUCUUUGAGCAAUUGAAGAAUGUUUUGGAGCGACGACGACGGAUCACUCCUAAGGAUGCGUUCUAUCUCGGCGCUGUAGGCAAGAUUCUUGCUACGAGUAUCACCUACCCAUAUAUCACUGUUAAGAGUCGUAUGCACGUUGCUGGAAAGAGCGAUGAGCGCCAGACUCUUAACGGAAGCUUGAAGAAGAUUAUCAAAGAGGAGGGAUACACUGGUCUCUACAAAGGUAUCACCCCCAAAGUGACCCAAAGUGCUAUUACUGCUGCAUUUCUCUUUGCUUUCAAGGAUGUGCUUUACGAUGUCAUGGUAGCUGCUCGCCGACGCCGUUCUAUUGGCAAGUAAGGUCAAUGCGAGCUGAAAGCAAACGCUAUUUGAGGCGUGCAUGUUUGCUUCAAGUCGAGAAUGGGGUAGUUCUUGACCUUGAGAUGAGCUGGCCAAUUCUCAAAAUUCCACAGUCACAAAUUGUGAGCUGUGUGACCUUUCCCAAAGAAUUGGUUGCGCUUGUAUCCCAAUAUUUUAGAAGAGAUCGUUCUACCAUAUACCACGAGGCGCAUAAGUUGGCGCAAUGUAUCAAUAGUAUAGUUGUUUGUCCUUGUGACUGGGUAAUA
Molecule: messenger RNA, 1241 nt
Organism: Talaromyces stipitatus ATCC 10500
Lineage: Eukaryota; Fungi; Ascomycota; Eurotiomycetes; Eurotiales; Trichocomaceae
Product: peroxisomal membrane protein Pmp47, putative
Exons: 3
Coding region: 1-975 (324 amino acids)
Cellular component (GO): peroxisomal membrane
Molecular function (GO): ATP transmembrane transporter activity; FAD transmembrane transporter activity; FMN transmembrane transporter activity
Source: RefSeq, a predicted model, not a curated record